CCUCUGUUUUAGUUUCCCCUCCAGCAGUUCCACCAACCGCCCCCCGUGAGAUCCACCCCUGCCAAAGUAAGUCCUGCCUUCCUCCAGGACAGGAGAACGAAGCCACACGACAAAUGGCCUUGGGCCACCAGAAGAGGGCAAGAGCUCAGCAGAAGUUACCAUCCAUCAGGUGGACGGACCUGGUGUUCCACCUCCCCCCAUGCCAGUUGCAGCUGGAAGACCGCCCACUGGUGAAGGCAAGAGAGGCCUGGAGGGCGGCUGGGCCCCCGGGGCAGGUGGCAGACCCCUCGGGUAGGGGGCACAGAAGAGGCAGGUGGAAGGAGAGAAAGAAGCUAGCUCCUCGGGCCACGGCCCCCAUUCUUGAACAUGGGCGAGGAGGAACAGGGUCUUCUCCAACCAGCUGCAGCACUUCAAAGACCCCGGCAGCAGCUCUGUCCACGCCCCAGGUGCCCACAGAUGCAGCCAACAGGGAGAAGACCAAGCUCAGGAAGAUCUUGGUCGACCUUCGCCCCGUGCUGGAGAACGUUACGUCUCCCUGGGACUCUUGGGAGGGGCACUCAGAGACGAGGAGCGUCCGUAGUGCUGGGUGCUCUCCCCAGGCGCGUGGACAGCCCAGCAGGGGAGCCAGCCCCCGGCCCAGCCCGGAGACAGCGGCCAGGUUGCCGCGGCGUGUGAGCCGCACCUUGGCCAGGCGCAGGCUCCGAGGGAUGGCUCGCUCGCCCGCCGGGCUGCUUUGA
Molecule: messenger RNA, 737 nt
Organism: Dermochelys coriacea (leatherback sea turtle)
Lineage: Eukaryota; Metazoa; Chordata; Testudines; Dermochelyidae
Exons: 3
Coding region: 114-737 (207 amino acids)
Source: RefSeq, a predicted model, not a curated record